Molecule: messenger RNA, 515 nt
Organism: Aspergillus melleus
Lineage: Eukaryota; Fungi; Ascomycota; Eurotiomycetes; Eurotiales; Aspergillaceae
Gene: UQCR10
Product: cytochrome b-c1 complex subunit 9
Exons: 5
Coding region: 130-339 (69 amino acids)
Biological process (GO): mitochondrial electron transport, ubiquinol to cytochrome c
Source: RefSeq, a predicted model, not a curated record
CCCGGCAACUUCGAAACUUCAACUUCCUCUCCUUCCACUCCGUUCUCUCCUCGCUCUCGUCAAUUGCUCCCUGCCUCGACUUCUCUUCCCCGCAUUCCCUUUCUUUUCGCUCCAUCCACAUCCAUCACAAUGGCCGGCGCCAUCGCUUCCGCUAUCUACCAGGGCCUCAUCCGCCGGAACGCGGUUUUCCUGACCACCAUCUUCGCCAGUGCCUUUGCCUUCGAGAUUGCCUUCGACUCGGCCUCGAACUCCAUCUGGGAUACCAUCAACCGCGGCCGGCAAUGGAAGGACAUCAAGCACCGAUACAUGGUUAAGGACGAGGAGGAGGAUGACGACUAAAGGAAUAAACCGGGAUUGAUGGAUGAUUCCAAAGCACCUCAUGUUGUUAUAAUACUUCACCGGCGAGACCGGGCAGGGGAUGGGGAUAGGGACUACUGAGUGUGAAUGUAUGAAAUAGAGUUUUUUGUGCCAAACCUGUAACCACACUGGAAUAUACCGGGCUGCUUUCCUGUCUC